AUUGGAACUUGUCAAUACCCGAGAAACUUUAAGAGUUACAGAAGCAUGGAAUAUAGGUAAUGAAUCAAAUUCGGAAGAAGAUUCAGACGAAAAUUCUCAGGAUAGUAAUACUUCUGAUUUAAAUAUGACCAUAAUACCAGAAUUAGCUGAUGCCAUAGAGGGCUAUUUAGAUAAUACUAGAAUAAACAGAACCAUUUUAGUCAACCAAAUAAAAAGAGCUACAGGGCAGAUUCGUCACUUACGGAGAAUUGCCAGACUUGUCAAAAUGACUCCUGAACAAACUCGUGAGCAAUGGUUAAGAGGAUUAUCACCAAUGAAUCAAAAUAAUAUUCGUCAAGGUGGUAUAUUUUUCCUGUCAAUGGAUGAACAACUUAAAAAUUUAUCGGAACUUGAAGCAUAUACAUUUAGUCAAGGCAAUACAUCCCAUCAAAUAAUACAACAGCCAUUUCAACAAAAUCCAACAUUUGAUCAAUUUAAAUCCGAACUAGAAAAAGAAAGAUCUAUUUUUAAAGCUGAACUAUCGAAACGAGAUGCUAAACAUAAAGCUGAUAUGGAAAAAUUAGAAUCUAUCUUACAACAACAAAAAGUGCAAGCACCAGUUCCGCAAACCGUUGAACCGCAAAAAGAUAAUGCUAGAUUAGAGGAGAAAGUAGAUGAAAUUGGGAAUAUAUUAUCUCGCCUUAAUAUAGACAAACAACCCCAAAAACCAGUAGCCAAAUCAAAUCGAACACAACGAUAUUAUCCCUUUCAACCAAUAAAUUCUAGCGUUUCAGCUAAUGAGGAAGGUAAUGAGGGUGGAUAUGAUGAAGAAAAAGGUGAGUCUCAAGGUGAUAUAAUCCCCAGAAUCUAUGAUCAGUUAUUACUCUCAUUAUCACCAGCAAUGCAAAGAAUAUGCAAAUUUUCGUUUACUACUAAGAAAUCAGAAAUGAAUUGUCCUAUGGAUAGUGAGAAAACAAACGAAUGGUUUGAAUCUCUCCAAUAUUUAGUUUGCUAUGUAUGUGAUUUGACGAUUUACAAUACUUAUCUUAACCUAGGGAGUGAAUUCAAUGUAGUAAAUAAUGCAUUUGGAGAAGCAUUAGGAUGGAAACCUGAUCUACCAUUCGACUUUCAAUAUAAAGGUAAUUCAGAACACGUUGACAAAUCAUUGGGAUGGUAUACGGAUGUACUAAUUUCCUUAAAAGAUAAAGAAGGAAAAACUAUUACUGUUACAGGAAAUUUUGCACGUAUUGAUGAUGUGGAACCAGAACCUAUGAUUUGUUUAGAUAUUGAAAUAUCACUUUCUGAAUUAGCUAAAGAUGUAUUUCAAUCAUUUGGUGAUGGUUUGUUAGCAUCAAAUCGCAUGAUUUAG
This is a messenger RNA of Diversispora eburnea, 1348 nucleotides long. Lineage: Eukaryota; Fungi; Glomeromycota; Glomeromycetes; Diversisporales; Diversisporaceae. The record is from the annotation of a GenBank genome assembly.